GCGAGCGGGCGAUGCUCCAGCGGCCUGAGCAGCCAUGGAGGCCGAGGCAGGAGGCCUGGAGGAGCUGACGGACGACGAGAUGGCGGCGCUGGGCAAAGAGGAGCUGGUGCGGCGCCUGAGGCGAGAGGAGGCAGCGCGUCUGGCCGCACUGGUGCAGCGUGGCCGCCUCAUGCAGGAGGUAAAUCGGCAGCUGCAGGGUCACCUGGGGGAGAUCCGCGAGCUCAAGCAGCUCAACCGGCGCCUUCAGGCCGAGAACCGCGAGCUGCGCGACCUCUGCUGCUUCCUGGACUCGGAGCGUCAGCGCGGGCGGCGCGCGGCACGCCAGUGGCAGCUUUUCGGGACCCAAGCUUCCAGGGCGGUCCGCGAGGACCUGGGUGGCUGCUGGCAGAAGCUAGCCGAGCUGGAGGGCCGCCAGGAGGAGCUGCUGCGUGAGAACCUGGCCCUUAAGGAGCUCUGCCUGGCUCUGGGCGAGGAGUGGGGUCCCCAAGGCGGCCCCGGGGGUGCAGGAGGCUCUGGAGCCGGCCCGACACCGGAGCUCGCCCUUCCCCCCUGCGGACCCCGCGACCUAGGCGACGGAAGCUCCAGCACUGGCAGCUUGGGCAGCCCUGAUCAGUUGCCCCUAGCCUGCUCCCCCGAUGACUGAGGGCGCUGCUUCUACGCCGACGCCCUCGCGGAUUGCUCCCGGAGCUCCCAGACGGCUGUGGACCUUAGCAUCUGGGCGCUGACCAGGACGAAGAAGCCCUGGUACUAAGGAGGGCCCCUCGAUCUCGCUGGCGGGGCAUCAGGGGAACUGGAGGCUGGAGCGGAGGGACUUACUGGGGUUUGUGUGGGGACUAAUAAACCGGGACCGAAGCGGAGCCCGAAGCCUUGGCAGCGUCUGUUUGGGACCCGCUGGGGUUGGGAUGAGGGCGGGAUCGCUGAGACGGGGUAGCACUCUCAUUCGAAAGGUCUGCAGAACUAAGGUGGCUGACUCUCGUCAUCUCAAGGCUGGGGUGGGAUCCCGACGGUGGUAAACCAUGGACUUCCUCCAUCUGGCGCCCAGGCAACGCUGAAGUGGCUCCAGCUCCCUCCCCGCCUCCUUCCUGUCCAAGACAAUGGGGCAGGAAGCAGGUGUUGGGGACCUAAAACACACUGGCUCUUCUCCGAAGGUAGAAGGAGAGUACUGGCGCCCCCCCUAUGUCACAAGCAAGAGCACUGCGGGUUCCUACAAGAUGAUAAUCUGCCUGCACCCACAGUACUCUCAAUCCUGUAGAUGUGGCAGAGGGAGUGUAGCCCCAUUUGUAAGAUAAGACAGUUGAGGUCCAAAAAUAUUUUUUAGAUUGUCCGAGGUCACACAGUGAGUCAGAAACUGUCGCUGGAACCUAGAGCUUCAGGCUGCAAAUUGCCUCCCUUUAACUUCUGCAUCCAACGAGACAUCCAGCCAGGGCUUCAAGACUUUUAUUACAUUUUGGCAGGACUGUAUAAAAAUAUUCUCUCUAGGAAAAUAAAUAGCAGCUGCCCUCGAUGUGGGGGCUUGGAUUUCUUGGAGUUAGAGGUUUCUCAGAGCUGCAGGCUACAAGUUAGCUCAUCACAGAAGCCUCUGGUUCCUCCUGAGCUGUGCCAUUCAGGAGGAGCCUGCAGAAUCCCUAGU
Molecule: messenger RNA, 1630 nt
Organism: Fukomys damarensis (Damara mole-rat)
Lineage: Eukaryota; Metazoa; Chordata; Mammalia; Rodentia; Bathyergidae
Gene: Ccdc85b
Product: coiled-coil domain containing 85B
Exons: 1
Coding region: 35-643 (202 amino acids)
Biological process (GO): negative regulation of DNA-templated transcription
Cellular component (GO): nucleus
Source: RefSeq, a predicted model, not a curated record